Messenger RNA from Stegostoma tigrinum, 9138 nucleotides. RefSeq names its product DENN/MADD domain containing 3a (gene dennd3a). Gene Ontology annotation, molecular function: protein binding. NCBI's taxonomy places the organism in Eukaryota, Metazoa, Chordata, Chondrichthyes, Orectolobiformes, Stegostomatidae. The transcript is spliced from 26 exons. Gene Ontology annotation, cellular component: cytoplasmic vesicle. Bases 1217 to 5128 code for a protein of 1303 amino acids. Gene Ontology annotation, biological process: regulation of Rab protein signal transduction. The record is from RefSeq and is a predicted model, not a curated record.
CGCAGCAGGAAGAGCCGCAGUCCGCUUUGGACGCGGCGAAGUGUUGUCGCUGAUCUUUCCAGUUGUGAAACGAAGGCCGGUGUUGGGAAUGUGAGGUAUUUCUUGCUUGAAGUAAACCUGCGAAGCAAUGAUCACUUGGUUUCGGUUUGAUAGUCGGGGAAUGCUGCCAGCUGCUGAUGGAUGAAAGCUAUUUUAAUGUUUGACCCGCGUCGGUGCACUUGAACAAUUGGACUUUUGCAAUUUUGUUGAUGUUACGUCGACUGCGGCUCCUGUAUCAUGGCUAUUCACAAUCCCCAUUAGACAUCUUUUUUUGCGAACUUGGAUCCCUCGCACCAAACAGAAACCGCAUUUCCUCCAUCGCCAGUCCUUCUCUGGAAGUUGAUCCAACGUUUAUUUACGGCAAAUGAAUGAAUUUAAAGUUAUCGAUAUUUUUCAAAAGAUAUCAAAAGUUGUCGGCACCUCGAUAAUCCGUGCAAGAUGCAAGGAUAUGUGUGUGUGUGUUUAAACUUGAAGGAGGAAAUUAAUUCUCCUGUCUUGCAGCAUUGUUGACAUGAUUUCAAAUGAUAUUCUUGGUCGUCAGCUUUCUUCAAUAACUUUCUUUCGAACGAUUAUGGAUGGUCGAUUAUGGAUGUGGUGCCUAUGGCUGAAGAAACCAAUCUGACAAAAACAAAACAGGAAAGCUCAGCAGCUUCUGUGAAGAAAGAUCAGAGUCAAUGUUGUGGGUCCAGGGACCCUUCCUCAGAACUGAGUUCUGAGCUUUUCCAGCAAUUUUAAUUUUCGUUUCUGAUGUUCAGCGUCCGCAGUUCUUGCGGUUUUUACCAACCUGGGUGAGAUUCUGCCUUAGGUCUUUUGGAAACGUUGUUCAUCAAACAUUGUUGUAGGUUCUGAGGAAAAAUCACUGGACACGAAACAUUAACUCUGUUUUACCCUUCACAGACGCUGCCAGACCGGCUGGGCUUUUCCAGCAGCUUUGUUUUUGUUGUAUGUCAUCGUGUUCGGUGUUGUCACCUUUCGUAAAACCACAGUGUUCAGUAAUCGUUAAGCUGAUGUCACCACUUUUUUCUUUUGACAUCAGCUAAUGUUUCUCAAGCGAGGAAAGCAAUGUUUCAGGCUUUCAUAUCCUUUGCUAGGAUGCUUGGAAUCCUACUCGUCUGCUGGUCGUUUGGUUCUGAUAAUACUGGGUCUCUAACUAAGGCUGUUGGAAGACGAAGUGAUCAUGGCUGAUGUCCUACCAAAUGCAAUAUUAGAAAUUUGUGUUGUUGUGGGAGCAUCUGAUAAAAAACUGAAGGAAAUAUGCCAGGUAGUCCAAAAAGAUGAUGCUCAGUCACAUAUUUGUCUCAUCCCAGAGGUUCUGUCAGCUCAUGUUCCUCCAUUUGUCACUAGAGACAUCAGCCACUCUAGUCACAUUGCUCAAAGUUUUACCAAAACUUCAAGACAUCGCUCGUUCAGAAAGAAAAAAGAUUUUAAGCAUUCAACAUCUGCCCUAAGCAAUACAAAUGCAAAUCAUAAAGAGCCACAGACUGAAGAAAUUAGCAUUCCAAAUAACAUUGAUCUUCAAGGAUUGCCUCAGUUAUGUUUUCCAGGAGAACUCCAAAUAGAAACUGAACCAAAGGAGGAUCACUACCACUUCUUGGUGUUCACAGAUGUUUUUGGAGCAAGAACCUAUGGUGUGGUAGUGCAGUUUUAUAGGCCUGUUCAGGAAGAAAAGAGUUUUCAAAAUGGACAAGCACAUUGGGAUGCAGCUGUGCAAAAGCCUAGGAUGUCUUUAUAUGCUCCUUUCAGUAUUUGUGUGAUAUCUAAAUUCCCUUACUUUACAGCCUUGAAGGAUUCUCUGUCCUGUCUUACAAUGCAAGUGAAGUCAUGUCAUCAGGUGGACUUUGAUCACGAAGUUCACCAAUUUGCAGCAAAAUUAGCAUUGGUUCCCAGUCCGCCACCUGGAACCCUCCAUUUGGUAUUUAAUUUGAAACCAUUGCAGAUUACAUUGCCUUCAAGGGAGGAUCCGAAGUACCCUAUAGUAGAUUUGGACCUUCACAUUCCUUUCCUCUGCUUCAAACCUAAAUGUAUCCUUCAGAUCCUGACAUGUUUUUUACUUGAACAGAGGAUAGUCUUUUUGUCAGCUGAUUGGGCUUUGCUGACACUCAUCGCAGAAUGUUUUAUUCUCUAUCUUCACCCACUCCAGUGGCAACAUACCUAUGUUCCUAUCCUGUCCAAAGGCAUGAUGGAUUUUCUAAUGGCACCAACAGCUUUCUUGAUGGGCUGCCAUGUCGAUUACUUUAAUAAAGUUAACUCAGAAAUUGAAGGCUUGAUAUUGGUGAACAUCGAUGAAGGAACCAUUAAAUCCUCCGACUUGUCAGAUAUCAAGCUAGACAUACCUGAAAUUCCUUUAGAAGCAGCGGAAUGUUUUACACAAAGGAUAGAAAAUCUACAGCUGUACUAUGAUCUGGAAUUAUCUCACUUGGGCUCCAGCACAGAUAUUUCAGAUUUACGCAAGCGCAGAAGGGAAUGGCAGCAGAACCUGCAUGUUCAAAUUCAGCAAAUAUCCUUGGAACUGAUGGUUAACAUCUUCAGGGAAGUAUCAGACUAUCUUAAUUAUGAAUAUCGCGUCUUCAACAGUGAAGAAUUCUUGAAGACCAGGACCAUUUCUGAUCAGCCUUUUUACAAAAAGGUUUUGGAAACGUAUAUAUUCCAUUCUUUCCUUAAAGCUCGUUUGAGUGGAAAAAUGGAUGCUUUCAGCUACAUGGAACUCAGCAGUUGCUCCGAAAAUGACAGAGGAAAGAUGCUAGCUAGUCCACGGAGGCCCACAAUGGAAGAAAUGGCUAUGAAGAGGGAGCGUAAUUCUGACUUCUUGAUGAUUAAUCGACUUGCUGCAAGCAUGCCAAAUCUACCAGUGGAUACCUUGUAUGAUUUGUCGGUUGUCCAUCUGUCUACAGGGAAGAACAAACGUGAAAAUGCUUUAAAAAGGAGCAUGAAAUCAAUAAGAAGAUUCAAGCUGCCGGAGUUUAGUAGCCCUGUUAUGUAUUCUCAUGUGAUUGACUGGUAUGUAGAUUUUGCCAACUUGCUGAGCAGAGCCAUAAAUUCCACAGGAACGGAAAACUCAAGCCUCCUGGCAAGAUAUUACUAUCUCCGUGGGUUGGCUUAUUUGAUGCAGGAAAAGUUUCAAGAGGCACUUUCAGAUUUUCAGAGCCUUUAUAAGACUGACCGUGAUAUCUUUCCCAAAGAACUUGUAAAGAAAGUGAUCGGCGCAAUGCCUCCAGAUCAAUGUAAACAUGCAAGUCGAAACCCAGAACUAAAGCGACUUAUUAGCAUAAUGUUAGAGAAAGAAGGAGAUGUGACUACAUCUGAUGAACAUGUGAAAACUUUUCAGCUCCCUAAAACCCACAUGCAUCAAGAGGAUUUUAUGAAACGGAUCCAGGAAUCUGGAAUUGUGAAGGAUGUUGACACCAUUCUUCGGUUGUUUGAUGCCUUAACGAUUGUCAGUUCUGAAAAGAACAGCUUUAAUUCUCGUGAUAUGACUUCGGAGCAAUGGCCAACACCAAAAGCGGUUUCAAGAUCAGUAUUUUAUUUAUCGGCUGAGACGGGGCAUUUGAAACAGAUUGAUCCUGAGACAUUUAAAGAUUUUUACAACUUCUGGAAAGAAUCUGAGACUGAGGCACAAGAAGUUAACCUUCCUCUGGAAGUGAUAGAGCACUUGGACAAAAAUGAAAGUGUCUAUAAAUUAUCAUCCUCUGUGAAAACUAAUUAUGGUGUGGGCAAAAUUGCGCUGACACAGAAGCGACUGUUUCUUCUUUCAGAGGGUAGACCUGGCUAUGUUGAGAUUGCCAAAUUUAGAGAGAUACUGGAACUUGAAAACAUUUCAGUGAUGUUUUUCCCACUUCGAAUCCCAGCUCUUAAAAUUAAAACUACUCGGAAGGAACCAUUUAUUGGAAACCUGAAGAAUGAACGUGAUCUUUGGCAGCUAAUUGUGAAGGAAAUGUGGGCUGGGAAAAAAUUGGCCGAUAAGCUCAAGGACCCACAGUACAUUGAGCAAGCACUAACCAAUGUUCUGUUAAUGGAUGCUGUGGUUGGAUGCAUGCAGUCUCCUCGAGCUAUUUAUGCAGCUUCCAAAUUGGCUUAUUUUGACCAAAUGAAAAAUAUGGUGCUUCCUAAAACAACUUCAGAGACUUUGAAACACAAGAUAAAUCCUUCUGCUGGUCAAACAAGCCCUCAGGCUGUGAAUGCAUUUUUGUAUACACCAGGUCAUCGAACACGUCUAGAAGAGGAUGAAAAUGCAAAUCCAAUAUUAUGGUGCGCAUUAAGUGAAGGAAAAGUAGUGCUCUUUAAUUCAACAACAUGGUCCAUUCAGCAGCGCUGUAUUCGAGUGGGAAGCUUGAAAUUGAACUGUUUGUUGGCAGUGGACAGCCAAGUUUGGGUUGGUUCACAAGAUUCCUCUAUUUACAUUAUCAAUACUCAUAGCAUGUCUUGCAACAAGCAACUGACUGAACAUUUCAGUGAUGUCACUGACAUGGUCUUGGAGGAUAAGGGCUCAAAGUUCAGUCAGAAGCAAGUGUAUUCAUGCAGUCUAGAUGGAAGAAUCAUUAGCUGGGACGUGCACACAUUAGAGAUAAAGACUAAUUUUCAGUUGUCCAACUGCCACAAGCUAACUGCCAUUAAACUUCACAAUUCUAUGCUCUGGUGUUGUAUAGGAGACGCACUGCUGGAAGUGAAAAAAAAUGGGCAACUGUUACGGAGAGUGAUGUUAUUGGAAAAUCCAAAAGGGCGUCAUGUCCAAUUUAGCAGUUUCCUUGCCUUUCCUGAGGAAAAUCAGUUGGUGACAGCAUGUGCCGAUAAAGGAGAAGUUUGUAUUUGGGAUAUGAAGGAUCUGUCAAAACCCAUGCAAAAGAUCCAGCUUCAGGCCUGCAAGAGCAUUAAUUGUAUGAUACGUGUUAAAAAUCAGCUCUGGAUUGGAGGCAGAGGAUCAGACAAAGUGAGAGGGAAAAUCUAUGUGGUAGAUACAACCACAUGCAAUGUGGAAAAGGAACUGGUAGCUCAUGCAGACAUGGUUCGAGCACUGUGUAGUAUUGAAGACAGAUAUGUUAUUAGUGGUGCUGGCAAAGAAGAUGGGAAAGUUGCCAUCUGGAAUGUUGGGUAACUUAUCAUCUUGUAUGCAUUUUACCUCAAUGGUACUAUAGUGUUGACCUUUGAACUUUGCUUAUUUGAGGAUAGCAUGCAAUUCCUGUCCUUUGGCCCAACUGUUUAAUUAUGCUUUUAAAAGUCUAUCUGAAACAAGAACAAAAUACUAAAAAAGUACUUAAUGCAUGCAACAAUGAGACCUGAAAAUAUUUUUUUUUUCGGAAUCAUUAGGAAUCUGCACUAAUACAGAAUAGUAUUGAAUUUUUCACUUUGAUUCAUGUAUUGCUAUAAGCUGCCUCUUGAAAUUACAUAGUGCAGACAAAAUUUGUUUCAAACUGGUGCUAAAGUGGAAUGAUUUGGGCUAGCUUGAAUUGUAUUAAUACCAUUGUGCAACUGACCAUAACUUACUUCCUACUUCAUAUGAAUUAACCAAAGAACUACUAAUCAGAUUGCCAAAUAUGCAAAGUCCAUAGAUCAGGCAACAUCUGCAGAGAGAAAUAUUUCAGGUCAUAACCCAACUUGCUAUGUGUUUUCAGCACUUUCAGUUCUUAUUUCAGGGUUUCUGUAUCCAUGGUACUUUGCUUGUAUUUGAUUUGAACAAUUUUGUGCACAUUUUGCAAUUUAUUACUCAAUUUUUUUUUUAUAUAUUCACAGUUGCUAGGCCAUUGCUUUGGGGUCCUCCAAUGAAUCUAAAUUUAUGUAGGGAAUGAGGAAUUUAAAAGUGAAGUAAAGAUUUGGGAACAGAAAUCGAAGUUGAGCUUGAAUAUUAGACAGAAUAUGAUUAAUAUUGUGAAUAAGCUGUUUUGUAUGUUUUCUUUCCCUGCAAGUUUGUAGUGCUAUAUAAUAGAAUGUACAGGAUCUGAAAAUAUUGUUGUGGUCCAUCUGCUCAUUCCAGUUGCCUAGGAUAUAACACCAAUUUUUUUUACAAGUAUUUUGAAAAGUACAAAAUGUCAAUGCCACACCAAGCAGUUUUUUGAGCUUCGAACCUUAACUGUUGCAGGACGAUUGUCUAAAACAUCAAUGCCGGUAACGCACAUGUCCAUAUACUUCUUUGUUUCUAUAUGUAUAUUUGUAUAAAUUUUAAUAUUUUUGAUCAGACAUAUUUAAAAUAAUCUGUAAAGUAGGCAUAGAACACAAUUCACUGCCUUGCAUCAUUUGUCUAUUAUGUUUAACAUGUACAGGCUGCUAAUUGCAGAGCAAUAUUCAACUAUUAUUAAUUUUUCUUAAGUAAAAACAACCCACCUACCUCAACAUUCUGUACAAUAUUACAACAUUACCAAUCCCUUUCCACUCAAAUCGGUAAACCUGUUAUAAUGCUCUGAUUUAAAUCUGCUUGUAUUAAAACCAUAAGAAAGUGAAACUUGAGGUGUGUCAUGAGGUUUGCGGAUGCCUUAUGAGCCCCAGAAAUUAUUAAAUAACAACCGACUGUGCUGGAGUUGCAGGUUGCUUUCUGAUUCAGCAUUGACUAGAGUGGUCAUGGUAUAUAAAGGCAUGCGAUGGAUUGGCAGAAAUUGAACUAAUUAUAUACAUGGUGUGCUACUGUGCUUAUGAUCUAAAAAUAUUUCACCUAGGGUGGUACACUAAAGUCUCAACUUCAAGAUGAAAGUACCCCAUCAGUCUUUAUAUUCCAAAUGUUGAAAUUCAGUUUUUUGUAAUUUGUGCCGGAUUGAGUAAAUUAGAAAGUAGUUUCUUCUGAUUAAAGAGCAGUGAUACACUCUUAUGUAUUAUAGUUUUUAAAACAAAGGAAAAUCUUUGUUUUGCUAAUUAUAGAGCUGUUGAUUCAUACAGUGCAGAAACAGACCCUUCGGCUCAACUUGUCCACACUCACCAGACAUACUGAUCUGACCUAGUCCCAUUUGCCAGCAUUUGGUUCAUGUCCCCCUAAACCUGUCUUAUUCAUAUACCAGUCCAUUUGCCUUUUAAAUGUUGUAAUUGUACCAGCCUCCACUACUUCAUUUGGCAGCUCAUUCCAUACACGCACCACCCUUUGAAUGAAAAAGUUGCCCUUUUAAAUCUUUCCACUCUCCCCUAAAAUCUAUGCCCUCUGGUUCUGGACUCCCUCACCCUAGGAAAAAGACCUUGGCUAUUCACUCUAUCCAUGCCAAUCUGAUUUUAUAAACCUCUAUAAGGGCACCUCUCAGUCUCCGACAAUCCAGGUAAAAAGCCCUGGACUUUUCAGCCUCUCCCUGUAAUUCAAACCCUCCAGUCCCAGCAACAUCCUUGUAAAUCUUCUCUGUACUCUGUCAAGUUUAACAACAUAUUUCCUAAUAGAAAGGCAACCAGAAUUGUAUUUUAAAAGUGGCUUCACCACGUAGGGACCAGAGAGCAUAAACUCAGAGUAAGGGGCCACCCUGUUGUGACAAAAAUGAGGAGGAAUGCCUUCUGUCAGAUGGCAGUGAAUUUGUGGAAUUCUUUACCCCAGAGGGUUGACGAGGCUGGGUCAUUUAAAUGUAUUCAAAAACUGAUAUUGAUUAAAAAACUAAGGGGAUGUUAGAUUGUGGAGAAAAGACAGGAAAAUGGAAUUGAGAACAUCAGAUUAGCCAUGAUCUCGUUGAAUGGUGGAGCUGUCUCAGUGGGCCAAAUGACCAAGUUCUGCCUUUGUUUUAGUGUAAAUAUCUAGUCCAGCACAAGGGUAUUGCAAUUUCUGAAAUACACAGUGAAUGAACAAUACAGCAUUUAGUAAAAUAGUCACUAGAGUGAAAAAGACUUUUUAUUGAUAAUUGCUUGGUAGUACAGAACUUAAGCAUUACUGACAAGAGAUGCACGUGAAGAUUUUCAUUUUGCACUCACGAAUGUUUUCGUCAACCUCAAUAGAUCUGUAGUUGAGUUCAGUUUCAGUUGUACCAUGUAGCCCAAAUACAUAGUUUUGCCAUGGAAUCCUCUCUAGGACCAGGUCUUACUGACAGUCUGUUUGUCAAUUAGCACAAGAGGCAUCCCUUUGAUUUAAUAAUGACUAAUCUCCCACCUCUUGAACACUUCCGAUAGUCGGUGACACAUCUGCAAUAUUUGAAUCCCACAGCUACAUCAAAGAAUUUCUGUGCUCAAUUUACUAAAUUCCAUUCUGCACUUAGAUUUACCAUUGAAAAGGAGGCAUCAAGCGAGCACCCUUUUCUUGCUGUGUUGGCUGAGAAAAUUGCCAAUGGGUUUGGUGCUAGUAUCUGCUACAAACCUACAUUCGUUGGUCAAUAAAUGCAUUACGAUUCCAACAGUUCCAUUUGCUGCAAGAUCAAAUUUAUUGACAAGCUCAUGAAUAGAUGUUGUGAGAGAAUGUUUCAAAACUACCCUCAUGAAAUCAUCAUUCAUGUGGUAUGUGAGUUCCAAUACAGUUGAGAUGCAUUCUUGCUACACUUCCCAUGGCACUGCCCUGACAAUUCAGUCUACCUGUCUUAGCUGUUUAAUCAGCUAAUUAAGAUUGACAUUUAAACAUUUUUGCUACAUCUCCAUGCCGACCAGUCAGCUCUUCUCAUGCUGUAUACAUUUUUAUUGUUGGAACAAAUACAAAUAAAAUGUUUCUUGUAUUGCUCAAUAACCAAAAGCAAAUACCAAUGUUCAAUGAAUUUAAGACAGCCCAAAAUGGGUCUUCAUUAGCAGUUUGAAAGAACACACUUUUUGUCAGUUAUUUUUCAGCAAUUUAAUAAAUAAAAAUGUUUUUUUUAAUGCUAAGAUUAUUAGUGAAGUCAUGUUAGAAAAAGGCAUUUAAUAUUUUAUCUGCAAUGGGAUUGUAAAUCUGCAAACUUGUUAUAACCUGUUACAGUAUGUUAUUUCACAUAGUUAAGCUGUUAAAUAAAAUGUUGUAAAUUAAGAUUCAAUUGAGAAUAAACAUAAGCAAAAUCAGCUGUGUUUAGUGAGCAGAUCAAAACCAAAAUAUGUCACACUAAUGUACUGUGUAAAAUGCAAAAGUUACAUUGAAGUUGUUACGAUAUGAAACAAUAUUUGAUGCUUUGUACAGUAAUGUUUUUCUUAUCUCAUCUUUGCUGCAGUACUAGUCAUAUUUCAUAUUCAUUUCUCCGAUGUUUCUUAUUUUAAUAA